UAGAACUACUGACGUUCUAAAACUACAAUUCCCAGAGAUCUUAGAGGCGGCGCCUCUGAGAUGCGUCUUCUUUUAAGCCCGCCCGGGCAAGCCACCUGCUUCAAGGCUCUCUGAAGAGUAUCCAGGCAGUACCUCAGGUCCUUUAGGCUUCCUUGCCUCCAUCUUGCACCGUGCAGGUUUUGGAAGACAAGAGCUGCUUCUUACACGUCCGGUUAGCUUCAGCCUCCUACAGAGAGGCAAUGCCGAGACCCCGGAAGAGGCAGGCUGGGGCCGCUGGUCCAGACAAGAAGCAGCUAUCUGGAAAACGCACCAAAACUGAAAACUCAGAAAGUGCAUCAGUUAAGCUAGAGAAUUCCAGCCUUGAGAAGACUACAACCUUUAAAACCUGUGGCAAAAACUUAAGCAACUACUGGCUGAUGAAGUCAGAGCCAGAAAGCCGGCUAGAGAAAGGUAUAGACAUGAAGUUCAGCAUCGAGGAUCUCCAAGCACAGCCCAAGCAGACAACUUGCUGGGAUGGUGUUCGCAACUAUCAGGCUUGGAACUUCCUCAGGGCCAUGAAACUGGAGGAUGAAGCCUUCUUCUACCAUAGCAACUGCAAACAGCCAGGCAUCGUGGGACUUAUGAAGAUUGUAAAGGAGGCUUACCCAGAUCAUACACAGUUUGAGAAAAAUGACCCCCAUUACGAUCCAUCCAGCAAAGAGGACAACCCUAAAUGGUCAAUGGUGGAUGUACAGUUUGUUCGGAUGAUGAAGCGCUUCAUCUCCCUGGAUGAGCUGAAAACCUAUCACCAAGCCCACAAAGCAACUGGUGGUCCCUUAAAAAGCAUGACUCUCUUCACCCGCCAGAGACUUUCAGUUCAGCCUCUGACUCAAGGUAAGGAAGGUCCUAAACAUGGAGCAGUGGUGUCCUCACUUGAACCACAUGCUGCGCAUACUGUCGCUGUUAGUACUCAGUACCAGAUAUCCCAGUUUUCUAAUGGACAUCAGCACUGCAGAACCGCCCUCAGCCUCUCGGUGCGGGAGAUGGUAAGCACCUCAGUCUCACCCCCACACCCCUCCCCACUUUUUUUGUAGAAGAAUUUGAUUUUAUUUUGAGCCUGGAGGAAGCAGAACCAAGUUAAUCAGAAGGCUCUACUAAUGGAUGGAGUGACCGCACCGAGAUUUUCUGAGACAGCAGGAGAAAGCUUGCUGUUUCAACUGGGGAUCAUAUGCAUGGGUGGUUUAAUUUUCCCAAUAAAGAUUUAAUGACAAGG
This is a messenger RNA of Rattus norvegicus (Norway rat), 1252 nucleotides long. The record is from RefSeq and is a predicted model, not a curated record. Lineage: Eukaryota; Metazoa; Chordata; Mammalia; Rodentia; Muridae.